GAAGCGGAGGAGAAACUAGAUCCUUGGGUUGGAGCAUAAGCGAAACUAACACUCCAAAUCUCUCACUAAGAUAAAUUAACCAUUUUUUUCCUUCACUUUCUGCAUUUGAUCUAAUGGAUUUUGUAAGUUUCUUAUAGAUCGGGAAAGAAGAGAAUGGCGAACUAUCUAGCUCAGUUUCAAACAAUCAAGAGCACUUGUAACCAUCUUAUCAUUGCUGUUGAAGAUGUCAGUGACUUGUGGCCUACUGUCAAGAAUAGUUUUGAAGAGCGGCUUCCAUUCAAAAGGUCUUGCUUAAAUAACAAGACCCGGAAUCCUGUGUUUGUAGAGAAUUUGCCAGCUGAAUACAUAUUAACAACUGAUGCAAGACUACGUAGCAGAUUUCCUCAGGAGCAAUAUUUAUUUUGGUUCCGAGAGCCAUAUGCAACUUUGGUUCUUGUUACAUGUGAGGAUCUUGAUGAGUUCAAGACCAUUCUUAAGCCACGCCUGAAAUUAAUUGUCCAAAAUGAUGAGCGUGAAUGGUUUAUUGUAUUUGUGUCUAGAGCCCAUCCCAACAAUGAUCAGGCCACUAAAAUGGCAAAGAAAGUAUAUGCCAAACUUGAAGUUGAUUUCAGCUCCAAGAAGAGGGAAAGGUGCUGCAAAUUUGACAUAUAUGCCCCUGAAGCAAAUUUUUGGGAAGACUUAGAGGCCAGGAUUAUGGAGUCUGUCAGAAAUACAUUGGAUAGGCGUAUACAAUUCUAUGAGGAUGAGAUACGCAAGCUUAGCGAACAGCGUUUCAUGCCAAUUUGGAACUUCUGUAAUUUUUUCAUUUUGAAGGAAAGCUUGGCAUUUAUGUUUGAGAUGGCUCAUCUUCAUGAGGAUGCGUUGCGUGAAUAUGAUGAACUAGAAUUGUGCUAUUUGGAAACAGUUAAUAUGGGCGGGAAACGUAGAGAAUUCGGAGGACUAGACCAUGGUGAUGAUCAGGCAGCACUGCUCAUUCCUGGAAACAAAUCUCUAACACAGAUUGUCCAAGAUGACUCUUUCAGGGAAUUCGAAUUCAGACAGUAUCUCUUUGCUUGUCAAUCAAAGCUUUUAUUCAAGCUGAAUCGUCCUUUUGAGGUUGCUUCAAGGGGUUAUUCAUUUGUAAUUAGUUUCUCAAAAGUCCUGGCUUUACAUGAGAGUAUUUUACCUUUCUGUAUGCGUGAAGUUUGGGUCAUCACUGCAUGCUUGGCUUUAGUCAAUGCAACCAAUUCUCAAUAUAAAGAAGGGACUGCAACCCCUGAAAUAGAAAGGGAGUUCUAUCGCCUUCAAGGUGAUCUUUACUCAUUAUGUAGGGUUAAGUUCUUGAGGCUUGCGUAUCUAAUUGGAUAUGGAAUAGAGAUAGAAAGGAGUCCUGUUAACAGUGCUUCUUUGAGCAUGCUACCUUGGCCCAAGCCAGCAGUUUGGCCUUUGGUUCCUGAUGAAGCUGCCUCUGAGGUGCUUCUGAAAGAAAAGAUGAUUCUGCAAGAAAAUCCUAGAGUCAAGCACUUUGGCAUUCAGAGGAAACCCUUGCCACUUGAACCUACUGCCCUUAUUCGGGAGGCAAAUCGGCGGAGGGCUUCCCUUUCUGCUGGAAACACAUCUGAGAUGUUUGAUGGCAAACUAGGCUUUGCUGAUGGAUCAGGGUCAGAUGCAUCUUCAAAGACUUCCCCAUCAAGUAAAGCGCAAGCAAUUUCGAUGUCUCGUACUUACUCCACUCCUGGAAAUUUUGAGGGCUCUAUUGAUCGACCCAUGAGGCUUGCUGAAAUUUUUGUUGCUGCUGAACAUGCUCUGAAGCAAACAAUUUCAAAUCCUGAUCUGCUGAAAACUUUGUCAUCCAUACAGGAUAUUGAGCAAAAAUAUAUGGAUCUCACUAAAGGUGCUGCUGACAAUUACCAUCGUUCUUGGUGGAAAAGGCAUGGAGUUGUCCUUGAUGGUGAAAUUGCAGCCGUUUGCUUUAAGCGUGGGAACUUUGACCUAGCUGCAAAGUCAUAUGAGAAGGUUUGCGCUCUUUAUGCUGGUGAAGGGUGGCAAGAUUUAUUGGCUGAAGUACUGCCGAAUUUAGCUGAAUGUCAAAAGAUACUCAAUGACCAAGCUGGCUACCUAACAUCUAUUGUACGAUUGCUUUCACUAGAUAAAGGUUUAUUCUCAGUGAAGGAACGCCAAGCUUUUCAGUCAGAAGUUGUUAGUCUUGCACAUAGUGAAAUGAAGCACCCUGUUCCGCUUGAUGUAUCAUCGUUAAUUACAUUUUCUGGAAAUCCUGGGCCUCCUUUGGAGUUAUGUGAUGGGGAUCCUGGUACCUUAUCUGUAACAGUUUGGAGUGGCUUUCCUGAUGAAAUAACUCUUGAUUCUCUUACUCUCACUUUGAUGGCUACGUAUAAUGCUGAUGAAGGUGGUAAGUUAAGGAGCUCUAGUGCCACUGUUCUAAAGGCUGGUAGGAAUACAAUCACCUUUCCUUUACCACCUCAAAAACCUGGUUCGUAUGUCCUGGGAGUUCUUACUGGACACAUUGGACACUUGACUUUUAGAUCUCAUAGUUUCUCCAAGGCAGGUCCAGCAGAUAGUGAUGAUUUCAUGAGCUAUGAGAAAACAACCCGGCCUGUCUUGAAGGUUUCCAAACCAAGACCUCUGGUUGAUCUAUCUGCUGCUAUAUCAUCUGCCUUGCUGAUUAAUGAAGCUCAGUGGAUUGGAAUUAUAGCGCAACCAAUAAACUACUCCUUGAAAGGUGCUGUCAUGCAUAUUGAUACUGGUCCAGGUCUGAAGAUUGAAGAGUCGCAUUCCAUCGAGAUGGAGACCUACAUAAAUGCUGCUCAAAUUUCCACUGAUAUGGCAAACUCUGGUGAUGCUAGGAAAGAUGGUAAUAAAAACUUUGAGCAGCUAAGUCUCCUCGAUGGUAAAAUAGAGUUUCCAGAUUGGGCCAGUAAUGUGACCUCAAUUCUUUGGAUUCCUAUUCGUGCUAUUGAUGAUAAGCUUGCAAGGGGGUCAUCUUCAGGGGCCCCGCAGAAACAAAGUAUCGUGGAUGGAAUGCGGACAGUAGCUUUGAAACUUGAGUUUGGAAUAUCAAACAACCAGAUCUAUGACCAAACAAUAGCUUUGCAUUUCACCAACCCUUUCCAUGUGAGCACACGUGUUGCAGAUCAAUGCAAUGAUGGUACUUUGCUUUUGCAGGUAACACUGCACUCCCAGGUGAAGGCCACAUUGACUGUCAAUGAUGCUUGGCUUGAUCUUCAAGAUGGAUUUGUUCAUGCUGGACAAGAUGAUGGAAGACCAGUUUCCGGCUUUUUCCCACUCGUCAUAUCUCCAACUUCAAGAGCAGGACUCCUAUUCCAUGUAUGCUUGGGGAAUGGAACAGCUCUAGAUGAAAAUAAGGCUCAACCAGAGAGCAUAUUAAACAUCAGCUAUAGAAUUGCUGGUGAUAGGACCAUUGGGGCACACCCACCUGUGGCUGCAAAAUCGAAUGAAAUUGAGGGUUCUAGUCAGGAUUUAAUCUUCCGGAGUGCUCUAAUUUUGCAACGGCCUGUUCUUGAUCCAUGCCUGGCUGUUGGGUUUCUACCUCUUCCUUCUGAUGGUCUACGGGUCGGGCAACUUGUUACCAUGAAAUGGAGGGUUGAGAGGUUGAAAGACAUCGAGGAGAGCAGGGUUCCUCAAACCAAUGAUGAUGUGCUAUAUGAAGUGAAUGCGAAUUCCAAAAACUGGAUGAUAGCCGGGAGGAAAAGAGGGCAUGUUUCUCUCUCCACCAAGCAAGGUUCAAGGAUAUUUAUUUCCAUACUAUGCAUGCCACUCAAUGCCGGUUAUGUCCACCCCCCUCAUCUCGGGCUACCAGAUAUCGAUGAGGCAAACAUAAGCUGCAGUCCAGCCGGACCUCACCUUGUUUGUGUCUUGCCUCCUGCGCUUAGUUCAUCCUUCUGCAUUCCAGCCUGAUCAUCAUGGAUUUUCCUCAAACUGACUCAAUCUCUGGCCAUAAAAUUUUCACUUUUGAUAAGUAAACUUUGUUCUAUAAAAAACUUUUAACUGUCACAGGUUUAGAUUUGGACCAAAUUUUGUUCCUUCACUGCUUUCACCAGUUGGUGUAAUGUGUUGUGGCUCAUGUACAGAAGAGUUGUGUAUCAUUGUAAUCUGCAGACCAACACGAUUCAAUUCCAAAUGGCUUUAUAUGGAAAUUUUUAUAUAAAA
This is a messenger RNA of Gossypium raimondii (Peruvian cotton), 4167 nucleotides long. RefSeq names its product trafficking protein particle complex II-specific subunit 130 homolog. The transcript has 21 exons. NCBI's taxonomy places the organism in Eukaryota, Viridiplantae, Streptophyta, Magnoliopsida, Malvales, Malvaceae. The coding region runs from base 154 to 3915 and encodes 1253 amino acids. The record is from RefSeq and is a predicted model, not a curated record. Gene Ontology annotation, cellular component: TRAPPII protein complex. Gene Ontology annotation, biological process: intra-Golgi vesicle-mediated transport; early endosome to Golgi transport.